This is a messenger RNA of Didymodactylos carnosus, 1788 nucleotides long. Lineage: Eukaryota; Metazoa; Rotifera; Eurotatoria; Philodinida; Philodinidae. The record is from the annotation of a GenBank genome assembly.
AUGGAAGAGGUCGACCGUAUUCUCAUCCAAAGUCUUCAAGCACUUGGCUGUCAAAUUGAUGAUACUGUACAAAGUUUAACUGAAUUUGAUGUAAACACGUUAUUUUGUUGUGUGUCAAAAUGUAUCUCGUUAAUUACUAAUAAAACUGAUUUGCCUCUCCGUUUACCACCAAAUAUUUCAACAAGAUUCAAAAUAUGCGGUGAAUUAGCACAGCUCUGUCAGUCAGUUGGCUAUAAAGGAGAUAUUGGUUACCAAACAUUUUUAAGUGUCAACGAAAAUGAAGCAAGAAGGUUAUUAAAUUUCUUAAUCGAAAGUGUUCCAAGAGAAAUAUCAACUGUUGUGACUAGUUCUACAACAUUGGAUCCAUGGGAAUUAUUAGAGAAAGAAUUAUCGGCAAAACUAACAGUACAAUUAACAAAUCAGACGUGGAUUCCUCAUGAUUUGAUAGAUUUUUCAGCUGUUACUUUUAGUCAUCCAGCUUCAACAGUCGCACAUAAAUUUGUGAAUAAACUUUUAUCAUCAUCUCAAUCAUACGUGUUUGAACAAGUGAAUUUUCAAGAUUUAGCCGAUUCAUUAUUUUAUGAAAAUCAAGUUGCAUGUGAAAUUGAUAGACGAAAAGAGUCGAAUUAUUUGAUUCCCGGACGAUCGUUUACAAAUAAACUAUCUGCUGCUAUCAUCGAGAAAAUUCAAACAAUCGAAAAAAACGAUAUGGAGAGUGAAAACCGAAAUAUGUUGUUGAAUAACAAAUUGAAUAAUAAUAAUGACGAUUUAGUAUCAAGAUCACGUUUUAUGCAUGCUGAUAAAAUAAAACAAGAAAAUACUGGAACGAAUCACAUUAACGGAGUAGUUUUACCAACAAAGCUUAUUGAUCAUAAGGAAGAAAUUGAUUCAUUGAAGUUGGCAAUAAGCGAGAAUGAUGAUAUAAUUAGUCAGAUUGAAUUACAGCUGAAGAAAUUACUCAAGGAUACAAACAAGUAUGAACAAUUUAAAAUCACGACAAAGGCUGAUAUCGAGAAUUUAAGUAAAGAAAUUGUAUUAAAGAAACAAGCUACAGAGUAUAUAUUAUCGAUUAAUCCAGAAACAGAGCGACUACAGAAUGCGAUUGAAAAAUUAAAAGUGAAACUAACGACACUCGAGAGUCAAUGGAAUGAUAUUAGACAAACAUUAGCUGAGCAAAAAGAUACUAUUAAUAAGUCAUUAAGCGAUCGUUUGUCACAAACUAAUGAGAAACUUCAAAUGAUUAAUGACAUGAAACAGAAAGGUCGUUUACUUAUGACUGAUAUUAAAGAUAAAGGUGAGAUAUUCCAACGUUUGAAUGGUGAAUAUGAACAACAAAAAACAAAAUUAAAAAAUAAACAAGAUAAUAAUCGACAAUUUUUUACAAAACAAAUACUAGAAAUUGUCGCAAAUACAACAAAACAAAAAGAAGAAAUCAAUAAGACCAUUAUUGAAACGCGAGUAUUGCAAAAAGAUUUAAAUCGUUUAACAGAGAAACUAGAGCGAACAUUUCAAGUUACGGAUACAAGAUUAUUCAAAGAUGCAAAAGUGGACGAAUGUGCUCGUCGUUCUUACAAAAUGUUGAUAACGUUACAUUGUGAUUGUGAUUUUGUUUAUAAAAUUGUUGAGGAGAUUGGAGUAAUUAUUCGUGAAAUACGUGAAUUAGAAGAUCAAAUUGAAGUUGAAGCACAGAAAAAUAUGUCAACUAAUUUAGAAACAUUAUUAAAUGAAUAUAAAAAGAUUAAAGGUGAAAAUAUGGCAUUGAAAUCAAAAGUCGGAAAUUCAAAAUAG